AUGACACAAAAAGGUAUUUUACUUGGCUAUGGAAAUCCUUUGCUGGAUAUUUCAGUUCAAGCCGAUAAAGAGUAUUUGAAGAAAUAUGACCUACAAGCCAAUAAUGCCAUACUGGCAGAUGAAAAGCACAGGCCAAUGUACAAAGAAAUGGCAGAAACUUUUAAAGAUGUAGAAUAUGUCCCAGGAGGAGCCACUUUAAAUGCCAUCAGAGUUGCUCAGUGGCUGCUUGGGGAACCUGGUGCAACAACAUUCUUUGGCUGCAUUGCACAUGAUAAAUUUGGUGACAUCUUGACCAAUGCAGCUUUGGCCGCUGGUGUGAAUGUUAAGUUCCAGUAUACGGACAAAGAGCCGACUGGAACAUGUGCUGUAGUCUGCACAAACAAGGACAGGUCAUUAGUGGCCAAUUUGGCAGCUGCUAAUUGCUUUACUGAAGACCACCUUGACAACCCUGAUAACUGGGCUGCUGUUGAAUCUGCUCAGUUCAUAUACUUUGCCGGUUUCCCAUUAACUGUGUGUCCAUCUGCAAUGCUGAGGAUGGCUAAGCACGCUGCCGAGAAAAAUAAAGUUGUUAUCAUGAACAUGUCGGCACCGUUCCUGUGCAGCUUCUUCAAAGAACCUAUGCUCCAGAUGCUACCCUAUGUUGACUACUGGUUUGGAAAUGAAUCUGUAAGUUCCUGCAGUAAUAUGACUUCUCUGAAAACCACUGAUGUGAAAGAAGUUGCCGUAAAGAUUGCAUCCUGGGAGAAAGUAAACAAACUGAGACCAAGAACCGUAGUCAUCACUCAAGGUUGUCAGCCAUCUAUAGUUGUCACAGAUGGCAAGGUAACCGAGUAUCCUGUGAUUCCAGUUAAUGAAGAAGAUAUUGUUGAUUCCAAUGGAGCAGGAGAUGCCUUUGUUGGAGGCUUCCUUGCUCAGUUGGUACAAGGACGCUCUCUGGAGGAAAGUAUCCACUGUGCCAACUACGUGGCCAACAUCAUCAUGAAACGAACAGGAUGCACUUUACCAGAGAAACCUGACUACAAGCCUUUGAAUGGCAGUUAA
Candidula unifasciata is the source of this 1041-nucleotide messenger RNA. NCBI's taxonomy places the organism in Eukaryota, Metazoa, Mollusca, Gastropoda, Stylommatophora, Geomitridae. The record is from the annotation of a GenBank genome assembly.